UCCCCGAAACCUCCUUUUUACUGAGCAUCUUUUGAGCUUCCAUGCAUGGAAUUCUCUUCCAAACUUCAACAAGAAGAGCACAACCACAGGAGAGAGAGAGAGAGAGAGUCAAUAGUGUCUUUGCUUUGAUUGUUCUACGCAUAGGGCCCCUGCCCCGUUCGUCGCCAUCAUUAGCUACCCACUCUCCCCUUCGAAGUUUUGAAUUUUUCUCUUGCUCCCGAAGUUUUUUUGACCAUUCAAGAGAGGGACGUGAUGUGAGAACCGAGAGUUGCAAAAGGUGUAGGAUUUGGAGGGCGGCCGGUCCUUUGGUGGGUCUGGAUCUUGUACUUUGGGAAAAAAAGAACCAGUCACGCUUAGUUCUUUUGUGCAAAAAGCUGCCAACUUUCUCAUCUUGUUGAAAUCCGGCACAUCAGAUACGAGCUUCUUGAUCUGGAACUGAAUUUCGCUUUGCUUUUCUGCUUCAUCUUUCUCACCACAACUUGAGGGUUCUUUUGGUGGAAGGAGAUGGGCAAGGAAAGCGGCAUGCAGCAUUUUCUGUAGAUCUGAGGGAAAUGAAUCAGAAGAUGGACUUUGUGUGCAAGUAUUGCAACAAGAGGUACCCGUGUGGGAAAUCUCUGGGCGGUCAUUUGAGCUCUCAUAAGAUGGUGGAUGGUUUUGCUGGAGAAGAUGGUAGGCAUUGCAAUGAUCAUAGGGUCAAGGAGCUUCGAGUUGAGGGGAAUUCCAGCCACUGCCUCAGGAACCGGAAAGGAACGAGAUUGUUCGAGGGUUCAGGCAGUAUAUUGCGAGUAGGGAACGUGUGUAAAGAGUGUGGGAAAGUGUUUCAGUCAUUGAAAGCUCUUUGCGGUCAUAUGGCUUGUCAUUCCGAGAGAGAAAAGGCAACCAAUCGUCGUAAGGAUGUGAUGGAGUACAGCGAGAAGCAGAUUGUAGAAAUGGAUGUAGUCCCAGAUUCAGAAGGGUCAGCUCAAAUUCAGUGUAGGAGAUCAAAAAGAAUCAAGUGUAGAGGUCCUGCAAAGAUCUUAGUCUGCGGUGCAUCAUCUGUUUCCGAGAUCGAACAAGAACAAGAAGAGGUGGCAAAAUGUUUGAUGAUGUUAUCCAGGGAUACUAGCAAUUUUAAGGGUGCUUGGACUUGGAUCCAAGAUGGUGCGGAUCAUGAUUCAGAUUAUUUAGAAGCUAAAUCAUCCUCGAGUGAUGUAAGAAGUGGGAAAUCAGGUGAGAUUGAUGUUUCUAACAGUUAUAGUUCCGGAUAUGUGGAGGAGACGGAAUCUGAUUGUUAUGUCGACCACAAUAUCAGCAUUCGUGAGCUUAAGAAUCAUAAAUUAGUCUACGGAUCUAAAGCUAGGGAAGAUGGUGUCGAAUGGAGGAAAUGGUUGAACGGAAUCAAAUGCGAAGCUGAAGGAGUAGAAGGCACCAUAAGGGAAGCAUUAGAUGUUUCAAGAAAGAGAGUCGAAAAUGAAAUGCAAAGAUCAGGAUCUGUAAUUGGUGAGAAGAUCUUCGACUCUCCCCAGAAACUUGCUGGGCACAAAGACUGCCAGAAGAAGUUAAAGAUGAGCGCCUGGUCCAAAUAUGAGAGUAGCAAAACCGGCGGGGAGAUAGAUACAUCUCAUAAUCCUGAGCAGGUGAUUAGAGAUCAGGAGUUUUGCACUGGUGGAACCGCGACUCGAAAGGAGAAACAACCAGGUACAAAGAAGAACAACAGGCAUGAGUGCUCAAUCUGCUUCAGGGUCUUUCGGUCAGGCCAAGCUUUAGGAGGUCACAAGAGAUCGCACUUUUUAGGGGGGUCCGGAGACAAAGCGACGGCGACAGGGCGAGAAGUUCACGAGGUUCCUGCUUUAAUUGAUCUGAACCUUCCUGCUUGGGAAGUGGAAAAUGGCGAGGCCGGUUUAUUUUCAUGGUAAAGGAUAGGUCUCUUGCAACAACCCUUGGGCAUGAAGUCGGGGGACAUUCCAAUCUUCACCAACCAAAUCCGGGAGAAUCGUUCACUUUUCUUCCUUUUGCCCGUGAUUCAACUAUCUCCAAGAUGCUCUAUAUUCUGCUUAUGAUUGUGAGAGUUUCACCAGAGAAGAUCUCGAUCGGAAGUUCUCAAAUUCUUUCCUCAAUUCUGGCAAUUUCCUGAAAUGUCUCUAUAGAGAUGUAAAACAAAGAAUGGAAAAAAGAACAUUUUGAUUCAUUUUGGCAUAGGUAACUGGGUUCAGUGAUAUUUUUCUCGAACUUUACCCUGAAUUUCCUGCCCUAGUCACUGAGGAUCUCUUUUUGCAAGGUAAAUCAUAACUCUUGCUCUCAUAGCAAUGGUAUGCAACGUCUUUGUUGCAAGCAUUUCUGAUGAAGCUUUAAAGUGUUUGAUAAAGAAAAAAGGCAGCAAGCGAAGUUUCCUGGGGACCAAGGCA
Rhodamnia argentea is the source of this 2384-nucleotide messenger RNA. RefSeq lists its product as uncharacterized. The record is from RefSeq and is a predicted model, not a curated record. The transcript is spliced from 2 exons. NCBI's taxonomy places the organism in Eukaryota, Viridiplantae, Streptophyta, Magnoliopsida, Myrtales, Myrtaceae. The coding region runs from base 552 to 1895 and encodes 447 amino acids.